Cannabis sativa is the source of this 1166-nucleotide messenger RNA. Its product is annotated as bidirectional sugar transporter SWEET2a. Gene Ontology annotation, molecular function: sugar transmembrane transporter activity. The coding region runs from base 248 to 955 and encodes 235 amino acids. Gene Ontology annotation, biological process: carbohydrate transport. Gene Ontology annotation, cellular component: membrane. Lineage: Eukaryota; Viridiplantae; Streptophyta; Magnoliopsida; Rosales; Cannabaceae. The transcript has 6 exons. The record is from RefSeq and is a predicted model, not a curated record.
UGAAGAUAGAAUUAUAGUAUAUUUUCAUUUGAUACUUUACAUAAGAUCUUAUCUGUCUUUUUUCUUAUCUCUAUAUAUAUAUAUUACAUAUAUUAAAAAGAAAGAAAAAAAAAAGUGAAGAAAAAGAAAGAAAAAUUGAGAACCCUUUUUAUAAAUUACUUUGACCAAAAUUUUUAUAAACUUCAAAAUUAAGAGAAAGAGAAAAAGCUUCUCCUGCUGGGUUUUUUUUGAGAUUAAUUAUACAAUAAUGACAACUGCUUUGUUUUCUGUAUAUGAAUUUUGCAGUUAUGCAGCUGGAAUUUCAGGGAAUAUCUUUGCUUUUGGAUUGUUUGUGUCACCAAUACCAACAUUUAGGAGAAUUAUGAGAAACCAAUCAACAGAACAAUUCUCAGGAUUGCCUUACAUAUAUUCAUUUCUAAAUUGUUUGAUAUGUCUUUGGUAUGGAUCACCAUUUGUGACACCUGGUGUUAUAUUGGUUGCUACUGUCAAUUCAAUUGGGGCAAUUUUUCAAUUCAUAUACAUAACAAUUUUCAUUCUCUAUGCUGAAAAAUCAAAAAAGUUAAAGAUGACAGGAUUACUACUCGCGGUUAUUGCCAUAUUUGCAGUUGUAGUUUUUGUUAGUAUACGAGUACUUGACAACAGUGCUAGGCAAACCUUUGUAGGGUUUCUGAGCGUUGCUUCACUUAUUUCGAUGUUUGCUUCACCAUUAUUUAUCAUUAAAUUAGUGAUCAAAACAAAGAGUGUUGAAUUCAUGCCAUUUUAUCUCUCUUUAUCAACUUUCUUGAUGAGUCUCUCUUUCUCAGCUUACGGAUUUUCCAAAUAUGAUCCUUUCAUAUAUGUUCCAAAUGUGAUUGGGACAAUCUUGGGAGUUGUUCAAUUGGCCUUAUACUACUACAUUAGUAGAACAUCAAGAGAAGACUCAAGACUACCCUUGAUCAACACAUAUGUAGUUUGACUAAUUUUUGUCAAAUAAUAAAUGUAAUUUUUUUUUUCUUUUUGCAUACAAAAGAGAAAUUAGGAAAAAUCAUUGUUUAUACAAAAUAGAAAUUAGGCAUUGUUUUUCUUUCUCUCUUUUCUUUUUUCUUUUUUAGUCUAAUUUCCAUCUUAUUAAUUUUUAAAAAUUCCCCUAUAUUCAAUAAGAAAUUUUUAUUUAUUUUAUUCUUAUU